This is a messenger RNA of Apodemus sylvaticus (European woodmouse), 2284 nucleotides long. Its product is annotated as baculoviral IAP repeat-containing protein 2. Bases 190 to 1959 code for a protein of 589 amino acids. The transcript has 9 exons. Lineage: Eukaryota; Metazoa; Chordata; Mammalia; Rodentia; Muridae. Gene Ontology annotation, biological process: regulation of cell cycle; regulation of apoptotic process. Gene Ontology annotation, cellular component: spindle microtubule; nucleus; cytoplasm. The record is from RefSeq and is a predicted model, not a curated record.
GGCUUCUGGGAAGGCUGCGGGUCAACAGUCAGGCGGCUCAGCUCCCAGUGCGCCGGAGGCCUGGCUCGGCGAUUUGUAGCCCUCAAGAGUCUUCAUGUUCUUCCAUGUUUCUCCAGAAAUAAGCCCAUUCAUGGAAAUCUGAAAAAUUUUAGACUUCCCAAGGUUUCUUACACCAAAACUAAAGGUAUAAUGGAGAAUAGCACAGUCUUGUCAAAUUGGACAAAAGAGAGCAAAGAAAAAAUGAAGUACGACUUUUCGUGUGAACUCUACAGAAUGUCCACGUACUCAGCUUUUCCCAGGGGAGUUCCUGUCUCAGAAAGGAGUCUGGCUCGUGCUGGCUUUUACUACACUGGUGUCAAUGACAAGGUCAAGUGCUUCUGCUGUGGCCUGAUGUUGGACAACUGGAAACAAGGGGACAGUCCUGUUGAAAAGCACAGACAGUUCUAUCCCAGCUGCAGCUUUGUACAGACUCUGCUUUCAGCCAGUCUGCAGUCUCCAUCUAAGAACAUGUCUCCUGUGAAAAGCAGAUUUGCACAUUUGUCACCUCUGGAACAAAGUGGCAGUCACCCCAACCUGUGCUCCAACCCUCUUAAUUCUAGAGCAGUGGAAGACUGCUCAUGGACGGUGAAUCCCUGCAGCUCUGCCAUGAGCACAGAGGAGGCCAGAGUUCUUACUUACACUAUGUGGCCAUUGUCUUUUCUGUCACCAGCAGAGCUGGCCAGAGCCGGCUUCUACUACGUAGGGCCUGGAGACAGGGUGGCCUGCUUUGCGUGUGGUGGGAAACUGAGCAACUGGGAACCAAAGGAUGACGCCCUAUCAGAGCAUCGCAGACAUUUUCCCCACUGUCCAUUUCUGGAGAAUACUUCAGAAACACAGAGGUUUACUAUAUCAAAUCUAAGUAUGCAGACGCACACCGCUCGAAUGAGGACAUUUCUAUACUGGCCAUCUAGUGCUCCUGUGCAGCCCGAGCAGCUUGCAAGUGCUGGAUUCUAUUAUGUGGAUCGCAAUGAUGAUGUCAAAUGCUUUUGUUGUGAUGGUGGCUUAAGGUGUUGGGAACCCGGAGAUGACCCCUGGAGAGAACAUGCCAAAUGGUUUCCAAGGUGUGAGUUCUUGAUAUGGAUGAAGGGUCAGGAGUUUGUUGAUGACAUUCAAGCUAGAUAUCCUCAUCUUCUUGAGCAGCUGUUGUCCACUUCAGACACCCCAGGAGAAGAAAGUACUGAUCCUCCAGUCGUGCAUUUCGGCGCUGGAGAAGGUUCAGAGGACGCGGUGAUGAUGAGCACGCCUGUGGUUAAAGCAGCCUUGGAAAUGGGCUUCAGUAGGAGUCUGGUGAGACAGACUGUGCAGCGUCAGAUCCUGGCCACUGGUGAGAACUACAGGACGGUCAGUGACAUUGUCUCAGCACUUCUGAAUGCUGAAGAUGAGAGAAGAGAAGAGGAGAAGGAAAGUCAGACAGAAGAGACGGCAUCAGGUGACUUGUCACUGAUUCGGAAGAAUAGAAUGGCCCUCUUUCAACAGUUGACACGUGUCCUUCCUAUCCUGGAUAAUCUUCUUGAGGCCAGUGUAAUUACAAAACAAGAACAUGAUAUUAUCAGACAGAAAACACAGAUACCCUUACAAGCAAGAGAGCUUAUUGACACCAUUUUAGUCAAGGGAAAUGCUGCAGCUAACAUCUUCAAAAACUCUCUGAAGGAAAUUGACUCUACAUUAUAUGAAAACUUAUUUGUGGAAAAGAAUAUGAAGUAUAUUCCAACAGAAGAUGUUUCAGGCUUACCAUUGGAAGAACAGUUGCGGAGAUUACAAGAAGAACGAACUUGCAAAGUGUGUAUGGACAGAGAGGUUUCUAUCGUGUUCAUUCCUUGUGGUCAUUUGGUAGUCUGCCAGGGAUGUGCCCCUUCCCUAAGAAAGUGCCCCAUUUGCAGGGGGACAAUCAAGGGGACUGUGCGAACAUUUCUCUCCUGAGUAAAGAAUGGUCUGAAAGGAUUGUUGGACAUCAGAAGCUGUCUGAACAAAGAAUGAUGCUUGUGUGCGUCCCUUCAGGACUUCCUGGAUUUGGAAUUUGGGAAAGCUUUGGAUUCAGGUGACGUGGAGCUUAGAAGCCUGAAACCAGUGGCCGUGGCCCUCAGCAGUUAGGGUGCCCUGUGCUUCUGGGAUUUUUCUGUUACUGGUAAGUAUUUUCUGUUUGUGAGAAACAUACUAAAGUGUUUUUUAAAGGCUUGCAUCAUCAUAGUGUGUGCAGUGAUGUAUGCAGGCAGAACACUGUGUAUAAUAAAUCUUUUAAAAUGUU